Messenger RNA from Colletotrichum higginsianum IMI 349063, 1383 nucleotides. RefSeq names its product Integral membrane protein. The coding region runs from base 1 to 1383 and encodes 460 amino acids. The record is from RefSeq and is a predicted model, not a curated record. The transcript has 6 exons. Lineage: Eukaryota; Fungi; Ascomycota; Sordariomycetes; Glomerellales; Glomerellaceae.
AUGCUGCUCGAUCUGCUUGCACGAGAACGCCCGCCGCACCCGGAUGUGCUGAUGAUCCCAACACCUCCACUCCAACAGACCGCCCUCUUCAUCGUCUUCUUCUUUCCAGCCCUAUCCGUCUUUACAUUUGGGCUGCGGGCCUAUGGCAGGCUGAGUACCCGCCAAUGGGGCCUAGAUGACUGGUUAUGCGGCCUGGCUGUGCUUUUCGCCGUCUUGAUGACACCGCCCUUCUUUAUGUUCAUCAAACUGGGCUACUUCGGAUGGAGAGCCGUCGACGUCCCCAAAGACCAUGACAUGAAGGCGGCUUUGUGGUGGAACUUCCUGGUGCAGAUGUUCUACAACCCGGUCCUGGCCCUCGUCAAGGCCUCGGUCCUGGUGUUUCUGCUGCGCCUGGGCGGACAGAAGCAAGGGGUCCGGCUCGCCAUCCACGGGCUCAACGUCUUCAACGCGUGCCACGCCGUCGCCAUCUUCUUCGCCGCGCUGCUCCAGUGCCUCCCGAUCGAGGCCAACUGGGACUUCUCCCUGCGGGCCGAGCCGGAGACCAAGUGCAUCGGCAACUCGUUCCACGUCAUCGCGUCGUGUCUGACCAUCUUCUCGGAUGUCCUGGUCCUCGCGUUGCCCUUUUGGAUCUUCUUGGGCCUCAGGAUGCCCAUGGCUGCGAAGAUGGCCGUCAUCGGGGUCUUCCUGAUGGGUAUCAUCGUUACCGUCGUUGCGGUCAUUCGCGUCGUUCAGAUCUACAAACUCUUCUUUGUCCAGCCGCCACCGGGGACCGACAACUACCACGACAUCGGCUUGACAACCUCGACCAUCGAGGUCAACCUGGCCAUCUUUUCCGCCUGCGUGCCGGCGCUGCGCCCUCUCUUCCGCCGGUGGAUGCCGAAGCUGUUUGGCGGCGGCACGACUGACAAGAAGAGCGCCAGGACGGACUACUACGAUGGCUACGCGACGGGGUCUCGACAAAAACACGCGGGCGCCCAGGGCGAGGACGACAUCAUCCUGAGGGAGAUGAGGUCAAAGGGCCAUCGCGCCGAGAUCCGGAGCGUCUCGCCCACGGGCUCCGAGGAGGGGAUCAUGGCGUACAACGGCAUUGUGAGGACGACGAACGUCAAGGUUCACUACGAGUCUCACGGCAGCGUUGAUGGUUCGCGGUCGUCUACCGAUUUUAAGAGCAGCGAAGUCCCUGCCAAGGGGGUGUCUUCUGACUGGAAUCGGCUCAACUCGCUGUUCCCGCAAGGCACGUUUCGCGAGUCCCCCAAGUCCCAAUCUCGAUCAGGCUCGCUCAAAGCCCUCAUUCUGUUCGCCAACUGCGUGUGUUAUGAUAAACGGGGUCUGGCUCCACGCAGUCCCGAGCACAACCUUAAUUCCCGGUCGCAGGAUCCCUGA